This is a messenger RNA of Arvicanthis niloticus (Nile rat), 1402 nucleotides long. Lineage: Eukaryota; Metazoa; Chordata; Mammalia; Rodentia; Muridae. The record is from RefSeq and is a predicted model, not a curated record.
AUGGAAUUCCAAGGGACUGGGGAGACAGCUUUGUGGGCAAAUUUCACCAGCACAAAGAGUUUUGUGAUUGGAUUGAAGUACCCUGCCCUCAGCCUACAGCCUUUGCUGCCUUCCAUCCAGCAGAGCAUUGGUGAAAACCGGGAGAAAAACAGGGCAGAGAGAGGACUGCUAGAAAUCAAGGGUCUGGCUUGGCCCGCCCUCGGGGGAGUGGCUGGGAAUGGUCACGUGGAGGGGCGCCUCGCCCGGGGUCUCCCGCCCACUUGGAGGAGUCUGGAGCCUGAGCCUGGAGCCAACCAGGACGCUGUGAGGGCUUGGAGACUCGCCACCACGCCGGGGCUGCUGAGGUCACGGUCGCCGGGGCCCGAGGGCACCUGCUCGCGGUUCCGCCCGCUCUCUGAUAAUUGUGCGGGAGGCUGGACCCGCAGCGGCGACGGCGACGACAGCAGCAGCAGCAGCAGCAGCAGCAACAGCAGCGAGGACUGGAGCGCGGGCAGCAGCAGCAGCCACACCAGCCGCGACACCAUGGAUCUGUCUUUUAUGGCCGCGCAGCUGCCCAUGAUGGGAGGAGCAUUCAUGGACUCACCCAACGAGGACUUCAGUACCGAAUACUCCCUGUUUAACUCCCCUGCCAACGGCCACUCGACGUCCAACGGCCACGGCCAGCCCGAGGAGUCUCCUCGCUCCUCCAACGAUGCUGUUCUGUUAUGGAUAGCCAUCAUAGCAACACUGGGGAACAUAGUGGUGGUGGGCGUGGUGUACGCCUUCACCUUCUGAGGCACAGGGAUGUGAAGUCGUGGGGAAGCCCCUCCCACUCUGGACUCACCUAGUAAGGUUUUUCCUGUGGCUCCAUCUUUCUCCCAGCCGCUGGAGACACCUGAGUUCUUGAACGGUCCCUGGAGGAGCAAGCACCAUACAUCUGUAAUUUCCUCCAGGCAGCUCCAGUGUAGAAUAUUCCGUGUUGCGGUUGAGCUAAUUCAGGACGCCUUGAAGUUCGUGCUUUGAGCUCCUAAAAGACUGAUGCCUCGAGUCCUUCAAACAGCAGACUGAAAAAUUCUUGAAGUUUCGGUCAGUCCCAGAAUGCAAAGCCGGUUUGAGCAUCCCGUUGGGUUAAAAAAAAAAAAAUGCAGAUCUGUUUGGUGAUCUGUGUUUCCUAGCAGUAGAUUGUCACUGUGAGUCAUAUCUUUUCUGCAGACCUGUUGAACCCAGUGUGUGGGUGCUGGGACAAGAAGAACUUUCACAAGUUAGAAUUCUCACCUUUUAAUUGUAUGUCCCACACCUUGGAACACUGACGGCGAUGUUGGAGGGUUACAGAAUGUUGAGAAAUUGACUUAUAAAUGAUACGUUGUCACCAGACACUUGGUCCCUUGCAGAACCCAAGUGCAUCAGAAAACCUAGAGACUGG